Acaulospora colombiana is the source of this 570-nucleotide messenger RNA. NCBI's taxonomy places the organism in Eukaryota, Fungi, Glomeromycota, Glomeromycetes, Diversisporales, Acaulosporaceae. The record is from the annotation of a GenBank genome assembly.
AUGGCUGGUACUGUUGUUGGGGUCGUCACAAUCGGAUUCAUGGGUCUCCUGCUGUCUGCACAGGACGGUGAGGCAGGCAAUCUUAUGUUUGACGGUGCUAGUCUAUGUCAGUGUUACUCAUUUUUCUGCGUUCUGCUGAUGGAUAAGCUCAUAUGUUCUCUAACAGUCCUCUACGGGUCUGCCGCGGCGGUAUACGUAUACUCGGCGGUGCCAAAGUUGUCUAAUUUUGCAAAUUUGACCCCAUUCGCUGCGAAUUUGCCCAGAUUUCCCCCUCAUCUUCGACAACCCACUAUCGAAAUGGCCUCUUCUCACCUUAUAUGUGCCGUGUGUCUCACCGGAGUUCUAAUUCUCCAAGCCGCUCGAUACUGGGCCGAAGGAGAAGAAGAUGAUGGUGCUCUUGACUCGCGUGUCGACUCUUCUGAAGGCAACUGGAAGCGCAGUCCUCGUCCAGUAGAGCCCAGCCCCGAGGGAGCUCGCAAAACAAGGACACGCGCAAGUGAAUCCCCGUCAACGAGACGGAAAUCACCUGUCAAGCGUAAAAAGGCGGGCUCGAUUUCUCAAGCUCGAUAG